UCCUCAAAAUGCGCGCUCCCGUGAAGUUAAGUGCUGUCCCAUUCCUAAACAAGUUGAGGAAAGGAGCGAGAUUAAGGGGCGUUAUCUCCCUUAAUUUUGAGAUUCUACGAGACCUACCUUGGAGGUAAGGAUAACCCAGAAUGCAUUUCGUUUUAUCGGCAAAACUCUUUAGAAAAUCAUGGCGGACAAAACAGCGAAGCAAAGCAAAUAUAAAUGUAAGUAGUUUUUAAAACAGUUAUUUUGUGUGAUACAGGAUUGUACAUAGGGAUAUUUACGGACAUGUUAAUUGACGGUGGUAGCGAAGACGAGUCGUGUUUAUAUCGUAGCGAGCUAACUUUACGGUUGGAAUUUUCCUGGUUAGCUUAAGCGUUGCAGAAAACGAGCGAACUGGCUUGUCAUUAUUAAAUAUAUAUGCAGCCUGUAAUUUUGCAAAUGCACUUUACUUCAGGGACUACGGAUGCCACCCGUGCCUUAAUACGCUUCAGAGACAGCAAUGACAAGGGCUUCCUGAAGAACAAACAGGCUCCAAAAAAACUCUGGGAGCAGUUCAUCAAAGAACACAAUUUGGAGGGGAUGGUCACCCCUCUGCAGGCAGCCAAAAAAUGGGACAACUUAAAACAACGCUACAAGGAGCUAAAAACACCCAAGACGGGGUCGGGGACAGACGGAGGAGAAGAAACUGCAGCGUCUUGGGUGUAUUUCGAGGACAUGCAUGCAGUGCUUGGUGGUCGUCCCUCCAUUGAUCCUCCCCUGCUGGUGGCCUCUGCUUCCUCAGAAGAGGACCCCACAACACUGCUCUUAGACAUGGUUGAAGGCCCAUCCUCUUCAGCCUCAGCAUCCACAUCUGCUGCCUCUGCAUCUGCUGCCUCUGCAUCAGCAGCCUCCACAUCUGCUGCCUCCGCUUCAGCAGCCUCCUCAUCUGCAAGUGUUCAGUCCACCUCUGCCACCAGAUCUGAGGAGAGCCCCCCAACACCUUCUCCCAGAAAGAAGAAGAGAAAAUCUAACCCAACCUUGGAUUUUUUGAAGGCAGAGAGUGAACGGGAGCAAAGGCGCCAUGAGGAGAGUGAGGCAAAAACCGACCGCUUCCUCGAUUUGUUUGAACGAAUGGUGGACAAAAUGUAA
This is a messenger RNA of Salarias fasciatus (jewelled blenny), 1122 nucleotides long. Its product is annotated as serine/arginine repetitive matrix protein 2-like. The transcript is spliced from 4 exons. The record is from RefSeq and is a predicted model, not a curated record. NCBI's taxonomy places the organism in Eukaryota, Metazoa, Chordata, Actinopteri, Blenniiformes, Blenniidae. Bases 412 to 1122 code for a protein of 236 amino acids.